CAAACAGCCCGAGGGAGCUAAGCUAGUGACCAUGGCCAAGCUCGCCGCCGCCCUGGCCGUGCUCGCGCUGCUCGGCUGCAUGGCGCGUGAGUGCCAGGCAGACUAUGGGCAUCCCAGCCCGCCGCCCACCCCGUGCUCUCCUGGCCAUCACUCGACUCCCCCGAGCACAGCUAGUCCUCCUUCUCCGGCGCCCGUCCCGAGCCCACCAGCCUCGGCGGAGCUCGUGGUCGGCUACUACCAGAAAACGUGCCACCGCGCCGAAGACAUCGUGAGGGAGACCGUGCGCGGUGCCAAUGCCGGCAUCAUGGCGGGGCUCGUCCGCCUCUUCUUCCACGACUGCUUCAUCAGGGGUUGCGACGCCUCCGUGCUACUCGACCUUGCCGACCCUAGCAGCGCCACGGAGAAGUUCGGCCCCCCGAACCUAAGCCUGCGAGGCUUCGAGGUGAUCGAUGCAGCAAAGGCUAGGAUCGAGAAGGAGUGCGGGAACGUCGUCUCAUGCGCCGAUGUCUUGGCCUUCGCUGGUCGUGACGCUACCUUCUUCCUCAGCAACAAGAAGGUCUACUUUGACAUGCCGGCCGGACGCUACGACGGGCUUGUGUCCCUGAUCAACGAGACACUCAUCCACCUGCCCCCGCCCUUUGCCACCGUGGAGCAGCUCAAGGCCAACUUUGCCUCCAAGGGGCUCUCCGCCGACGAGAUGGUCACCCUCUCCGGUGCACACACCAUCGGGGCCUCCCACUGCUCGUCCUUCGACGACGACCUCUCUGACCGCCUCAAUGCCAGCACCUCCGACAUGGACCCCAAGCUGAUGGCGUCUCUAGAGAAGCAGUGCAAGUCAGACACCGGCAGCGACAACAAGGUGGUGCAGGACAUCAAGACCCCCAACAAGUUAGACAACAAGUACUAUAAGAAUGUGCUCAGCCACGAGGUGCUUUUCGCCUCGGACGCUGCGCUCUUGACGGCGGAUGACACGAGUGCGGCGGUGCGUGCCAAUGCCGAGGAUAACAAUGUGUGGGAGGAGAAGUUCAAGGCAGCAAUGGUGAGGAUGGGUGCCAUCGAGGUCAAGACCAGUGCCGAUGGUGAGAUCAGGAGGAGCUGCCGUGUCCUCAACACGUACUAAAUCAACCGGUGGUCCAUCAAAUCAUGAUGGCAAGUUUUUCACUGCUUGAGAUUACGAAUAAGCUCAUCUUUUCUCAUGAGCAUGGAAUUUGGAUUUUUCUCUCUUGAUGUUUAAAUUGAUUUACCGGUCCUGAUUUUUUAAAUUUGAUUUACCUCCCUUACUAUUGUAUUCAUUCUUGUCUUUUCCUUGGGUUUGAACUGUAAUAACAUUUUGUUUUGAAACAUUUUCUUAUGAAAGUUGUUAAUUUUCACAACAAUCUGGAGAUAUUAAUAGUUCUUCAAAUGUUAUUCCUUCUGUUCUUUUCUUAUCUAUGAAUGUGGUGGAAGGGCGAGAGUGGAUUUUUGGAACAUGGGUGCAUUGGAGGACUUUAUUCUAAAUAGUUUAAGAAUCACAUAUAAAAUUUCAAAAAAAAUCCAUAAAAGAAUUCUAAAUGAUCAUAUGGAUGGAUAUUACACAU
This is a messenger RNA of Aegilops tauschii subsp. strangulata, 1577 nucleotides long. Its product is annotated as peroxidase 2-like. NCBI's taxonomy places the organism in Eukaryota, Viridiplantae, Streptophyta, Magnoliopsida, Poales, Poaceae. Gene Ontology annotation, molecular function: peroxidase activity; heme binding. The record is from RefSeq and is a predicted model, not a curated record. Gene Ontology annotation, biological process: hydrogen peroxide catabolic process; response to oxidative stress.